AUGAGCUACAAUCCAUACACAGACGAGACACCGGCAGAUGUUAAGAAUGCCAAGGGUUUACAUCUGGUCACACAGAACACACCCAAUGGACAAGCUGUCCAGAUCUUUCUUGAAGAGCUCAAAGAGGUCUAUGGCACUGAGUGGACCACCAGUGUGAUCAACAUCUCUACCAAUGAGCAGAAGAAGGAUUGGUUUCUGCGACUCGAUCCUAAUGGACGCAUUCCUCUUCUCAUCGACAACACUCAAAGUCCUCCGUUCAGCGUCCACGAGACAUCUGCCGAACUCUUCUAUCUCUUGAAGUUUGCCGAUAAACAAGACAAAUUCGGCUUUACCAAUGACCUGGAGCGCAACCAGGCUCUGCAGUGGACAUUCUUCUACCACGGCUCAGGGGCUCCUAUCCAGGGACAGUUGAACCACUUCAACCGCGUUGCUCCAGAGAAGAUCCCAUACGCUAUCAAGCGAUUCAAGGAUGAGACACUUCGCAUCUUCGGCGUGUUGGAAAUUCAGCUUUCUGGCAAGUAUACUGGCGAGCCGAGGGAGUAUCUCGCUGGAAACGGCAAGGGGAAAUACUCGAUUGCGGAUAUCAAGACCUGGCCUUGGAUCAAGAACUGGGAGCGCAGUGGAAUUUCCAAAGAUGAGGUUUCUGAGUUUCCUCAUUUGUUGAAAUGGGUGGACCGUAUUGCCGAGCGUCCAGCGGUGCAGAAAGGAAUUGGUGAGGCAUAUGCGGGAAAGUAA
Molecule: messenger RNA, 735 nt
Organism: Ramularia collo-cygni
Lineage: Eukaryota; Fungi; Ascomycota; Dothideomycetes; Mycosphaerellales; Mycosphaerellaceae
Product: related to URE2-nitrogen catabolite repression regulator
Exons: 2
Coding region: 1-735 (244 amino acids)
Source: RefSeq, a predicted model, not a curated record